Molecule: messenger RNA, 733 nt
Organism: Lemur catta (Ring-tailed lemur)
Lineage: Eukaryota; Metazoa; Chordata; Mammalia; Primates; Lemuridae
Gene: CLEC9A
Product: C-type lectin domain containing 9A
Exons: 6
Coding region: 1-726 (241 amino acids)
Biological process (GO): receptor-mediated endocytosis
Cellular component (GO): membrane; cell surface
Source: RefSeq, a predicted model, not a curated record
AUGCACGAGGAAGAAACAUACGCCUCUUUGCAGUGGGAUAAUCCAACACCAAACCCUAACGAGAAAUGUCUGUCUGCCACCAAAUGUUCAGGAACAUGGUAUCUUGUGAUGGGGAUUUCAUGUAUUUUCUGCAUAGGAUUAUUAACAACAUCCAUUGUCUUGGGCAUCAAAUUGUUCCAGGUGUCCACUCUUGCUAUGAAGCAGCAAGAAAAACUCAUGCAACAGGACAGAGCAUUGCUAAACUUUACACAAUGGAAGAGAAACGAUCCCCUUCAGAUGAAAUAUUGCCUAACCUUGAUGAAAAAUUCUCUUAGUUCAGCCUGUAAUUGCAGCCCUUGUCCAGACAGCUGGAUUCAGAAUGGAGAAAGUUGUUACCAUGUAUUUGAAGAUUGGCAAACUUGGCACACCAGUAAAGAGAAAUGUUCAAAGGCCGGUUCCACACUUCUACAAAUAGGCAGCAAAGAAGAAAUGGACUUUAUCACUGGCAGCUUGAGGAAGGUCAAAAGAAGCCAUCAUUACUGGGUGGGGCUGUCUCAGGGUGGACCCGCCAGCCCUUGGCUUUGGCAAGAUGGCUCUGUGCCUUCCCCUGACCUGUUACAAAUAGAGAGAUUCCAAUCAACUAAUCAGCUUUGUGGAUACCUCAGAGACAAUUCCUUUUUUUCAGCUAACUGCAGCUUUUGGAAGUAUUUUAUCUGUGAGAAGUAUGCGUUAAUAUCCUCUACCUGAAAGAAAU